GAGUACACCAGGCCCUGAAGGUUCUGAGUUGCUGUUUGCAGUGGUCCAAAUGAGAAAGACGUGGAAAAUGGGAGGCAUGAAAUACAUCUUUUCCUUGUUGUUGUUUUUUCUUUUCUUAGAAGGAAGCAAAACAGAACAAGUAAAACAUUCGGAGACAUACUGUGUGUUUCAAGACAAGAAGUACAGAGUGGGUGAGAGAUGGCAUCCUUACCUGGAACCUUAUGGGUUGGUUUACUGUGUGAACUGCAUCUGCUCAGAGAACGGGAAUGUACUUUGUAGCCGAGUAAGAUGUCCAAACCUUCAUUGCCUCUCUCCUGUGCAUAUUCCUCAUCUGUGUUGCCCUCGCUGCCCAGAAGACUCUUUACCCCCAGUGAACAAUAAGGUAACCAGCAAGUCGUGUGAGUACAACGGUACCACUUACCAGCAUGGAGAGCUAUUCAUGGCAGAAGGGCUCUUUCAGAACCGGCAACCCAAUCAGUGCACCCAGUGCAGCUGUUCGGAGGGAAAUGUGUAUUGUGGUCUCAAGACUUGCCCCAAAUUAACCUGUGCAUUCCCAGUCUCUGUUCCGGAUUCCUUCUGCCAGGUGUGCAGAGGAGAUGGAGAAUUGUCGUGGGAACAUUCCGAUGGUGAUAUCUUCCGGCAGCCUGCCAACAGAGAAGCAAGGCAUUCUUACCACCGUUCUCAUUAUGAUCCUCCACCAAGCCGACAGGCUGGAGGUCUUCCCCGCUUUCCCGGGGCCAGAAGUCACCGGGGAGCUCUUAUGGAUUCCCAGCAAGCAUCGGGGACUAUUGUGCAGAUUGUCAUCAAUAACAAACACAAGCAUGGACAAGUUUGUGUUUCCAAUGGAAAGACCUAUUCCCAUGGCGAGUCCUGGCAUCCAAACCUCCGGGCAUUUGGUAUUGUGGAGUGUGUGCUGUGCACUUGUAAUGUCACCAAGCAAGAGUGUAAGAAAAUCCACUGCCCCAAUCGGUACCCCUGCAAAUAUCCUCAAAAAAUAGAUGGGAAGUGCUGCAAGGUGUGUCCAGGUAAAAAGGCAAAAGAAGAACUUCCAAGCCAAAACUUUGACAGCAAAGGCUACUUUUGUGGAGAAGAAACAAUGCCCGUGUAUGAGUCUGUGUUCAUGGAAGAUGGGGAGACCACCAGAAAAAUAGCACUGGAGACUGAGAGACCACCUCAGGUAGAGGUCCACGUUUGGACCAUUAGAAAGGGCAUCCUCCAGCACUUCCAUAUUGAGAAGAUCUCCAAGAGAAUGUUUGAGGAGCUUCAUCACUUCAAGCUGGUGACCAGAACAACCCUGAGCCAGUGGAAGAUAUUCACCGAAGGAGAAGCUCAGAUCAGCCAGAUGUGUUCAAGUCGUGUAUGCAGAACAGAGCUUGAAGAUUUGGUCAAGGUUUUAUACCUGGAAAGAUCUGAAAAGGGCCACUGUUAGGCAAGAAAGACAGUAUUGGAUAGGGUAAAAGCAAGAAAACUCAAGCUGCAGCUGGACUGCAGGCUUAUUUUGCUUAAGUCAACAGUGCCCUAAAACCCCAAUCUCAAAUGCAGUCAAUUAUUCAUGCCAUGAACAGAAUAACUUGCUCCUUUAUGUGGAGUGGUGUGUCGACCCUUAAACACCUCCUCCAAAGAGAUUAGAAGAGUUUUGAAUAUUUGUGGGAGGAGAGCGAUAGCACACCACUCACUGAUCUGGUUUCUUGGAGAAUCACAUUUCUUUACAGGUUAAAGAGCAAACAAAACCCUCAUGGUUUCUAAUCCAGAAAGUUAUUCGAAUAAAAGAAAAAGAAGGGGAUUGCUUAGUAGGAGUUCUGGAGGACAGAGCAACUAUUUGUACGAAGCUAUCCUGUUUGAAUUUUAGGAUGUCUUGUGUUCUUUGAAAAAAAAUAAUUUCCCAUCCUCAUAUGCACAUAUGCUCACACAUACAUACAUAUGUACAAACACAUAAAACUAUAGCCUUCACUGUGACACAAAGCCAGCCUAGACUCUAGCUUACUUUCCAUUGCCUGUGUCCCAAAAAGUUUAGAGGUUGUAGGUGCCCAGGAGAAUAAAGAAUUGUGAGCAGAAUACUCUGUACUUACAUAUUUGGUGUGGCCAUUGAAGUAAUCAACUAGAGUGGCAGGGUAAAGAAUAAGAACCUUAU
Molecule: messenger RNA, 2131 nt
Organism: Tupaia belangeri chinensis (Chinese tree shrew)
Lineage: Eukaryota; Metazoa; Chordata; Mammalia; Scandentia; Tupaiidae
Gene: CHRDL1
Product: chordin like 1
Exons: 11
Coding region: 50-1429 (459 amino acids)
Biological process (GO): cell differentiation; negative regulation of BMP signaling pathway
Molecular function (GO): BMP binding
Source: RefSeq, a predicted model, not a curated record